AUGAAUACAAACUUCAGUAAUGAAUUACAACAAUUACAAAUGGAGCUUCGUGCUCAAAAUUUUGAUAUUAUUCGAUUUUCAACAUAUCGAAUAGCAUGUAAAUUACGUUUUAUUCAAAAGAAACUUAAUUUUCAUCUUCUCGAUUUAUUAAAUGUAAUUGAAUCUCUUCGAGAAUGUUUGACAAGUUUAUCUUGUCAAUCUAAUUUAAAUACUAUAAAUUCUUGUAUAUCAAAACAAAUUCAUUCUCAUUUAGUAAAUAAUAAUCAAUUUCUUUCAAUAAAUCAUUUAACAAUAUUUCUUACAUCAAUUUAUACAAAUUUAAAUAAACGUUUACCAUUAUCACGACAAAUUCUUCAUAUAGAUAAAUGUGUUCAUUCAGCUAUAGCUUGGUUUUUAUAUGUUUAUAAUUGUGAUCAAUUAUCAAUACGUUUUAAUUCAUUUCGUGUAGUACUGAUACUUUUAUGUACUGGUAAAUUAAUUGAUAAAAUGCGUCAUUUAUUUACAUGUAGUCUAUCAACAUCAUCAUCAUCAUCAAUAUUAAAUACAUUAACAUAUAAUCAAGUAGAUGAACUUUUACAUGAAAUUCUUGCAUUACCAUAUGCUUUACAAGAAAUUUCAUAUUCAACAUAUAAUAAAAACUCUGCUCGAUCAAUAUUUUCACAUUUAUCAUCACCAAUUACUCUUGAUGGUUUUCUUGAUCUAUUAAUCUAUAGUAAUAGAACACCCAUUUGUUUACAAUGGCUUGUUCUAUUUCAUCGUUUAAUAAGUGUUGAAAAUGUUAUUCAUCGUGUAAAAUGUUCAGCAUGUCAACGUCCAUCAUUUUCUGGUUUUCGUUAUAAAUGUCAACAAUGUCAUAAUCGAACAUAUCAAUUAUGUCAAGAUUGUUUUUGGCGUGGAAGAACAUCAGAUCAACAUUUAUCAACACAUGAAAUGAAAGAAUAUACAUAUUUUAUAUCACCAAAUAAAGAUAUUCGAUAUUCAAUUCGAAAAUCUUUACAAUGUAUGCCUAGAAAUGAAAAACAUAAUCAACGUUUAAAUUCAUUAACAAUUGAUAAUAAACAACAAUUAUCAGAAGAAAAUUUUAUUAGAAAUAAUAAAUCAAAAUUAAUAAUAAAUAAAGAUAAAAAUAUUUCGAAUAAAAUCGAUAAUGAUGAACAUAAACAAAUAGCUUUAUAUACAAAACAAUUUGAAUUAAUUGAUGAAAAACAAAAUUUAAAUCCAAUUGAAAUUCAAUCACAAAUAAAAUCUUCUUUCAAUCAACAUCAUUCUCGAAGAAGAUAUACUAAACAUCAAAGUGAAGAAAAAAAACUUAUGAUUGCUAAACUUGAAGCAGAAAAUAGACGUAUUAGUCAUGAAAUAAAUACAUUACGUUCAAAACUUAAACAACGAUCUCUAAAUCAUAUGAAUACUAAUGAUGAUCAUGCAUAUAGUGAUACAGAUGUAUCUUCUAAAAUAGAAAAACAUUAUAUUCAAACAUUACCUAAUCAAUAUUCAAAUAUUCAAUAUAAAUCGAAUCCUAUUCAUUAUAUAAGACGUGCUGGUUCAGUUGAAACAACAAAUAAAAAUUCAUAUUUCGAACAUGAAUUACAAACAUUAUUAAAACGUAAACAUCAAUUAGAAUCUCGUAUUUAUCAAUUACAACAAAGUCGAGAAGAAUUAACAUCACAAUUACAUAAUCUCAGUCGAAAUUCACAUAAUUUACAACAACAAUCAACAAUAUUUAAUUCACAUGAUCGUUUAAAUAUAUCACCAUCAUGUAUAAAUUCUCAUAUAAUAAAUUUUAAAAAAAAUUCAUUUCAAAGUUAUUCAACACCAUCAACACCAAUUCAUAAACGUUUAACAAAUCAUUUACAAACUGAUCUUCUUCUUGCAGCUGAUUCAUUAACUUCAGCUAUGUCAUCACUUGUUCAACAAUUAAAUACAGAAGACAAUGAAUCUUUUUUAACAGUAUUAAAACCUGAAAAUAAAUUCAAUUUUUAUUCAUAUGAUAGUGAUAAUCGAACAGAUGAAGAAUUUUUUUUAAUAUCUGAUGAUGAUAAUUUUUAA
Molecule: messenger RNA, 2046 nt
Organism: Rotaria sordida
Lineage: Eukaryota; Metazoa; Rotifera; Eurotatoria; Philodinida; Philodinidae
Source: the annotation of a GenBank genome assembly